CCCACUCUCGGGCUCGCACAGGCGCCUUGCUUUCACUGUAACCGGUAGUCGUUAAAGUGCGUUCCGGACCAACCUCAUGAUGGAGACGGAUAGUUGUUUGUCUUUCUCUUCGCAGCCAAACCGGACACCAACAGAGAACUCACCGGGUUUGGAGCAGCAUAGUUCCUCUGGUUCGUUUCUUCCCUGCGACGAAUUUCAGAAAAACGCACACCUUCCUCUCGCGCACCGUCUGAGUCUCCGGGGUCAGGGUGACUUCUACAGCUCGGGCUCCAUGGGACGGUUUAAUGACGGCGCACCCGCGAACUUUACGCACGGGGCAGCUCCCACGAACCCUCGCGCCUCGCCCAACAAACAUAGCAAAUAUAUGGAAAAUAUUAAUCAGGAUCAAAAUGGUUUAUCAAUAAGCGGGAAGGGCUCGUUCUAUGAAAACAACUCCGAGGCCAGAGAGAAGGUGGGUCCCAAGCCCAUGGGCUACCCAGUGACUGGCUCAGACUGCUGCAUCAAGCUGAAGGAGCCAACCAAUGGUCUCCAAACAGGGGACUCAAUCGCAGACUCCAUCGACCUAUCAGGCAAGAACAAGAAGCGUCGUAACCGCACCACGUUCAGUACCUUCCAGUUGGAGGAGCUGGAGAAAGUGUUUCAGAAGACUCACUACCCUGACGUUUACGCCCGGGAACAGCUGGCCCUUAGGACCGAACUGACAGAGGCACGUGUACAGGUGUGGUUCCAAAACCGGCGGGCCAAGUGGAGGAAGAGGGAACGUUACGGGAAGAUCCAGGAGGUGCGAAACCACUUUGCUGCUACAUACAAUAUCUCCACCUACCAGAUGCAGAGCAACCUGUGGCCAGGAGCUGGUGCAGGAGGGGGCGGGGGGUCCGGCGGGGGCUGUGUCCUGAGCCCUGACACCAUGUCUUCCUCCUGUAUGAGCCCCUACCCUCAUCCCCACAGCAACCUCCCCUCCGUGGGCUUCAUGGGCAUGCCCCCGUCCUCCAGCCACCCCCACCACCCUCACCAUCACCCCCCACACCACCCUGGCAUCAAUAGCCUCUACUCCCUCCACAGCUUCCCUGGGGCCCUCGGGGGCCACUCCUUUGAGCCGGGGCCCGAGACAGAGUAUAAGUCAUCCAGCCUGUUGGCCCUGCGGAUGAAGGCUAAGGACCCUGGGAGUCUUCUAUCCUGGCCUACAUGAUCACCACAGUGUCAGGGUCAGAUCCUUACUAUGUACUGACUGAGCCAAUGUACACACACACAUUCAAACUCAAUCUUGUAUACUAGCUUCCCCAUGGAUAGUUAUGGCCACAUGUGUUUGUGUUGCUGCAGCAGAAGUCAAAACUCUCUCCUGUGGUUCACUACAAUAUGUACACACACACACACAAACACACUCUGCUAUUUUUCUCAAAAACAUGACAUGAUCAACCUUUGAGUUUGUUAGGUAUUUUGUCCCUGGGCAUUUCCAUGUAGAAGAACCAUCAUAAAGAGUUAAUACGAACAGGUAGAACUGGGUGUCAAAUGAAAACUAAGAGUCUACAUUUUUUGGGGGGGGGGGGAAAUGACUGCAUAGAUACCAUUUUUCAACCAUUUUCCAUCUUGAACAUUUGUCAUAAGUAAAGGCUUUGAUUUCUGGAUAAACAGAUGGACAAGGGGGUCUUAGAAAACAUUUACAUCUAGCAGUAAAAGUAUUAAAAGUGAUCAGAAAUACAUCAAAACACAAUAAUGUUGAUGUAAAGACCCCUGCCAACUAAUAUCAACACUUCCAUUUAGUUUUGGAUAAAUGUACUAUUUGUAAGUAUGAUAAAUAUUUCCUUAUGCUUUGUAAUUCCGUUACCAAACACCCACAUAUCUCCUUCAUGAGACCUACCAAUUAGUUAUAGUGAUUUUACUGAUAUCAAAUGUUGUUUUUGACUUAUUAAGUGAUUAAAACUUGUAAUUCGAAAUAUCAAACAAUCUGUAACGUAAUGACUGCAACUGAAUUGGCUACGAUAGGAAAUCGUAGUAGUCACAAAUCACAGUUGGAUCACCUGCUGCUGUCCUCUCUUCCACUGACAUACUGUUAUGUUCAGCUCAUAGUGUCUCCUGUUACUGUCCUCUCUUCCACUGACUGUUAUGUUCAGCUCAUAGUGUCUCCUGUUACUGUCCUCUCUUCCACUGACAUACUGUUAUGUUCAGCUCAUAGUGUCUCCUGUUACUGUCCUCUCUUCCACUGACUGUUAUGUUCAGCUCAUAGUGUCUCCUGUUACUGUCCUCUCUUCCACUGACAUACUGUUAUGUUCAGCUCAUAGUGUCUCCUGUUACUGUCCUCUCUUCCACUGACUGUUAUGUUCAGCUCAUAGUGUCUCCUGUUACUGUCCUCUCUUCCACUGACUGUUAUGUUCAGCUCAUAGUGUCUCCUGCUACUGUCCUCCCUUCCACUGACUGUUAUGUUCAGACCAUAACUGUUUUCUUUUUCUUUCUGUCAUCUGGUGGUCAAAGCAAGAGUGUUAAAACAGUCUGUCUUGACAACCCCUCUCUUUCUCUCUCACUCUCUUUGUCUCUCUCUCUCUCUCUCCGUCUCUCUGUUUCACUCUCACUCUCUCUGUCUCUGUCUCUCUGUCUCACUCUCACUCUCCAGUUAAUGUUACUUCUCCCACCUCUUACUGACACCUACCCAUGAGCACCCUCUCUUUCCAUUUACUGUAACAAGCAUUCUAAUCCACUGAGCACCGACCAACACAGGACGUCCAUGGACGUUGAAAGGUAGUUGAAAUUUGGUCAGUCCACCAUGGCCUUUAUGUUAACGUACAGUGCAGUACAGUGCAGUACAGUGCAGUACAGUGCAGUGCAGUGGAGUACAGUGCAGUACAGUGAGUGGAGCACAAUACAGUACAAUACAGUACAGUUAAGACAAGUAGAGUAUAGUACAUUGUACUGAACUAAACUCUAUUUUACUGUAGUGAACUCUACUGUACUGUUAAAUAAAAUAGUUUUGGUCAUUUACACAUGAUGUUAUUGCAGGUGCAGUAACGCCUAACAAUACAAACAAUACACACAAAUUCCAAAAAUAAAAAUUAAGAAACAUCCGAACGAGCAAUGUCAGACUCCAGAAAAUAAAUAUAUGUUCAAAAGUUUGGAGUCACUUAGAAAUGUCCUUGUUUUUGAAAGAAAAGCACAUUUUUGUUCAUUAAAAUAACAUCAAAUUGAUCAGAAAUACAGUGUUGACAUUGUUAAUGUUGUAAAUGACUGUUGUAGCUGGAAACGGCAGAUUUUUUUUAUGGAAUAUCUAGAUAGGCGUACAGAGGCCCAUUAUCAGUAACCAUCACUCCUGUGUUCCAAUGGCACGUUGUGUUAGCUAAUCCAAGUUUAUCGUUUAAAAGGCUAAUUGAUCAUUAGAAAACCCUUUUGCAAUUAUGUUGGCACAGCUGAAAACUGUUGUGCUGAUUAAAGAAGCAAUAAAACUGGCCUUCUUUAGACUAGUUGAGUAUCUGGAGCAUCAGCAUUGUGGUUUCGAUUACAGGCUCAAAAUGACCAGAAACAAAGAACUUUCUUCUGAAACUCAUCAAUCUAUUCUUGUAUUGAGAAAUGAAGGCUUUUCCAUGAAAGAAAUUGUCAAUAAACUGAAGAUCUCGUACAACGCUAUGUACUACUCCCUUCACAGA
This is a messenger RNA of Salvelinus fontinalis (brook trout), 3632 nucleotides long. RefSeq names its product homeobox protein aristaless-like 3. The record is from RefSeq and is a predicted model, not a curated record. Gene Ontology annotation, biological process: regulation of transcription by RNA polymerase II. Bases 77 to 1189 code for a protein of 370 amino acids. The transcript has 4 exons. Gene Ontology annotation, molecular function: RNA polymerase II transcription regulatory region sequence-specific DNA binding; DNA-binding transcription factor activity, RNA polymerase II-specific. Lineage: Eukaryota; Metazoa; Chordata; Actinopteri; Salmoniformes; Salmonidae.